GCCCUUUUUUUGUUUCUUUGUCCCCCGGUUUUAGUCUUUCUCCACCGACACGCAUUCUCCCCGUGCGGUUGCCCAGCUCGCUGCUGCUGCUCUUUGCCCAUCUCUUCUGGCGGGUGCAUCAUGGUGACUUACCGCAUCCGUGAGUAUCGUCCGGAUGACUAUGAGACGGUGCGGGACUUAUUUGCCACAGGGAUGAGCGAGUACAUGCCCACCUUGUGCGUCCACAUGCUCAAGCAACCCUGGCUGAUCCUGGUCCUGGCUUGUACCUUCUGCCUGCUGCUCACGAGCUCCAAAUCGCUGCUUCUGCCCAUCCUUGCCGUCACCCUGCUUCUGGCCGUGGGCCGCCAGGUCCUGGGCUACGUCUGGUCCAUGUACAUCGAACGCUGCUUGCGGGAGGACCUGCUGGACAUCCAAGCCACCUAUCUGGGCGACAAACACUCUUGUUUCUGGGUGGCCGAAGUGGAGGACUGCGUGGUGGCCACGGUGGGUGCGAGGCCCUCCGAGGAGCACCCGGAAGAGCUCAUGCUGAAGCGCAUGUCCGUUCGGAAGGACUUCCGAGGGCUUGGCAUUGCUAAGGCCCUGUGUAGGACAGUCAUCUCUUUUGCCAAAGAACAUGGUUACAAGUCCGUGGUGCUCAACACCCUCAUGGUGCAGCAUGAGGCCCGUGCCAUGUACGAGGGGGUUGGUUUCCAGAUGUAUCACCAUUACGUCCUACCUACCGUCUACGGCAGGUUGGCCAGUUGCACCAUUUCCAAGUAUCGGUAUGAUAUUCCCUCUGUGGACUGAGGGAGGAAAGCUGGAGGAAUGUUCGCUGGCGACUGGCUGGAUCAGGCAUUCUGGUGCGCUUGUCCUUCGGACACGAGGUGCAACAGGUGCCGUAGAAUGAAGAGAACGGAUCGUGAUUCAUUUUGCUGCUGAACCAAGGAGGGUGUCUCUGCUCCUGCUGUCUAAGCACUAACCUCCAGGUUGUUUUAGUGAGUGUGCACAGGUCAUAAGGCGUUGCAGUAAUGACGGAAGUCAGAGUGAGGUAUUCUGAAGGCCCCUUUCCCCCCUCCAGUGUGUUUGCAAGCUGGCAGGAAUCACGAGUCAGAAGCACAUGGAGCUUACAGAAUGAGAUCCUCCUUGGCCAAUGAAGGAGCAUCUUCUACUAGUUUUCGGUGUUUUCCGCUUGCCUUCUGUGUGCCGCCCACUCUUGCCUUGUUUUGUGAGAGAACAGUCCUGAUGUGUAGCAGCAGGUGAGCGGUCCAGGAACUCACGUGCCACUACAGUUCGUUGUGGCUGUUGCGAAGAGCCCUUGCUGUGGUUGUCUUCUUGCCAGCAGGAAUAUCUAGUGGCAUUUUCAUCCCGUGAACUUGGAGCAGAAAUGCCCGUUUGUUUCCUGAGGAGCACACAGCCUGCUGCACUCCGUAUCCGUUGAACUAGCAGAAGCGUAUUGUGAUCUUAAUGCAGUUCAAAAUGUCCUUGUUUCUGGGUGUCGGGUUUUGCUGGAACACAAAUCUCUGAAGAGCAUUCAUUCUGACCACCAAAUAAAUGCAUCAUUUAUCUUUGAGGAAUUUCCUCCA
Molecule: messenger RNA, 1562 nt
Organism: Pogona vitticeps (central bearded dragon)
Lineage: Eukaryota; Metazoa; Chordata; Lepidosauria; Squamata; Agamidae
Source: RefSeq, a predicted model, not a curated record